GUGAAUGUUUUCCUGUCCAUGUGUAGGCGAAUCACGUGUAGAGGAGCCGUUGGUCGUCCUGUAUCUGCUGUAGCGAAGCUCUGUGCUACAUUUGAUUUGCCCCCAGUUGUCGCUGCACUUUGUUUUGACAGCUGCUUGUUUUCUUUUCUCAUAUCUAUUUACCGAAGAAUGAGUGAAAACGAUGACAUCGAAGUCGACAGCGAUGUAUGUGGUUUAGUUUCCUAUAAAUAGCUAGCCAAAUAUUAAACCAGACAGCAACUUUAACCGUUUCUGCCAACCUGACCGUGCUAGCUAGCAGAGACUUUAGCCACCGUAGCAGAUAAAUAGAAAGUGAGCUGUAAAAGUAUUUAAGGUGAACUAUCAGACUGGCUCGCAUGAGAAGGUGUAGUACAUAUGUUAGAUGAUAAAGGUACACCAUCAAAUAGUUGAAGAGUUAGCAGUGGCUUGCUAGCAUAAUGAUUAGAAAGCAGCCGCUUAGCUGUAGUUGCGCAUUAACUCGUGUAUUUACGUUACGGUAGUUGACAGCGGUUGACAGUUGACAAGAAUGUACCAGGAUUAACUGGGGGGAAAGCGAAGAGUUUACACCUUUAACCUUUUCAAAACCUUAUAAAAACCGGAUCAGUAUUUAAAUGAUAUGUUACGGUGAUGUGUCAAUGCAGAUUGAUAAUAAUUUACCUGAACAGUAGACACUUGCUGUGCCUCUUUGGUUGUGAGAAAGGGAAUUGAACUGUGAAAACUGAAAUGAACUUUAACUGGAUAUGUUGAUUUGUAUCGAAUUCUCAGUUAAACCAUUUAGUAAAGGGUCUUGAUAUUAUAUUACUUAACCGAAAAAAUAACACAAGUCUUUGAGGUUAUUUUUCUGUAUAUGAUCUGUUAUGAAACUGGAAACCUCUUGACCUACAGCAAAGAAUCAAUUUUAUUGGCCAAGUUAGUGUACACAUACAAGGAAUUUGACUCCGGUAAACCUGUCCUCUAUGAACAAAUAUCAAACAUGAAAUAUUACAAAAAAUGUCACCAAAUUUUGAGUCCGGUUUGAACGACGUCCUUUGCAUAAACAUGUCCUUCUUGAGUUUGAAAAACAAAAACACAGUUUUUGCUCGAAAAUGUAGCUAUGAUGCUAUCAUGUUUGAUGAGUUGAGUGCAGUAAACCUUAUGAGGAACAUAAUACUGAGUGAAAACACGUCCAUUUUGGCCUUUUCGAGCACUAGUGCCGUAGUUGCACAAAUAGAUGCGCAAGGAACAGCGCGCUUGACCGCGGUGCAAAACGCAAAUAGGACACGAGAGACGGCUGUGUUUAUGCUGUACUAGUUUUUUUUCACCCCCGAGAAGCAACCUAUCAAGUUUGUCAACUAUUUUGCUGUAUUCCUCUGACCGUUUGAGAGGCGUCAUCCUACAGCGGGAACCCAGCACUGCUGCUGGACUUCACAUCGUAUGAGAUCCAUAUUUUUAUAUGCAACCAUGACCAGUUUUUACAUUCUCACUAAAAUGAUCCAUGUCGUUCGAACCAGCUGCCUUUAAUAGGCGAAAGGUGCCGCAUGGUGUCUGAAAACACUUGCAUUAUGAAAUACUGUCAGAUCGGGAGCCUGGGCAUAUUUGUCAGAGCUAUGGAUUCCCCUCCCCCCUUUGAUUAAGCUGGGAUCUCCAGCUUUACAGCUUUGGAAACACACUGAGCACUGUAGGCCUGUUGAGCAUACAUGUGUGGAUACUCUAUGGUCAAAGAUUCAGUAAACCACAGGGAAAGUCGUUACUUAUACUUCAUUUGGUCAACUUCUGGUACAGGAUUAGAAUUUAUGAUGUUUAAUGGUUUAUUCAUAAAUGGAGGACUUGGAUGGAAAAGGCGUCUCCAUCAUAAUUUCUGUAUGACUGUAAUUAAUCACUUUUUAGUCAAGUUUCUGCAGCUAGUGUCCACAUUGGUGACGAGGUUCAACUUGACAGAACGCUGUGUUCCUGAGUUCUUGUUGAUCUAAUUUGUUAUUUAACGAUGCAAUUUGGCACAUUUGCCUCCAGCCAGGAACAGUAUUUUCUGCCCUGUCCUUUAAUUAUUAACCUGAACCGCAUCCCACCUCAACUCUUGUCAUUCAUCUUCAACAGGCGCCCUUGUGCAAUCAGGUCUAGCUUUAGGCUGAAGGUGCUAAACAAGUGGAUGUAAACAGAGGAGAUUACUACAACGAUAGGAAACUAAACAAAAGUGAACAACAAAAUUUUUAGUCUGUAAACACCCCUUAUCUUUUCAAACAGCAUACUGAACACAGAGGCUUUUGAAAGAUAACGCUGUGUCAUAUUUGUACUUCUUUCAGCUUUGGUUUUUCUGUGUUUAUUUCUGCUUUGGAUUCUUGUGGAAAUCACAUUGACAAGAAAUCAACUUGUGCUUGUGUAUUUUGUUAAUAUGAUGUCUGUUCUCUGUACAACUUCUUUACCUUUGCAGGCAGACAAGCGAGCACAUCACAACGCGCUGGAGCGUAAACGCAGGGACCACAUUAAAGACAGCUUCCACGGUUUACGAGAUUCUGUGCCUGCAUUACAAGGAGAGAAGGUAAGCGGAAAAUGUGUUUAUAUUCCUAAAACCCUUUAUUUUAGUCAGAGCUAGUUAGAGUUAGAGCUUAGCACCCUUUUUCAGACUUCCUCAGUGGCUAACCAGAGUAAAAUAUGUCAAGCUUAACAGCAUAGCCAGUCGGAGACUUCCAUUGUAUCUUGGAACCAUUAUCAGAAGUUAGCAUGCUCUAUCAGUGUAGAUUUUGUCAUCAUAGUGUUAAAAAGAAAGCCUUCAAACCUCUCAGUAGCUUAGCCACCUCACUGCCAGAUAUGGGGCAAAGAUUGAGCAACUACAGUCAUUUUUAUCCAUCAGCAAAUCAUCAAAUUACAAGUGUGAACAGAGUAGGUCAAUACAAGAGAUGUCAAUAUUAAAAGCCCCUCAAAAAAAAAAAUCCACCAGUCUGGUGCAGGGCUGCCCCCUCACUAAGUGUGAAAAUACAACAAGCAGACCUGUUUUUCUUUAAACAAAGUAAAUGAAGUAAGUAAACCACAUUUAAAUUAGUUUGUCAUCGAUGACAUGAUGACAGCUCACCUUACUUACUCUCCCCCCGCCAACACACACUCACCUUUCUGCACACAUCAGUCUGCCCUAUGUGCAGCUGUUUCUUCUGCGAUGUGUGCACCUGUCACUUCCUGUAUCAUUCAAUCACCUCGUAAUAUAAAUAUGAUUUAGAUUGGUUUUCACCAGUGAUCUCUUACAGGAACUGGGGCUCAAAAUGAGGAAGCUUAGUGCUAAUUACAUGAUAAUAAAACAAUGGAAACCAAGGCUGUGACAUUACUCUAUAACAUGAGGUACAGACAGCUGGACUGGAUAAACAGAAGCGUCACCUUCAAAUCUAUCUAUUCAAUGAGGCUUAAAACAGCUGAAAAAACUUAAAAGGGGCUUUAUAAAUUCAAGUUAUUGUUAUAAUCAUUAUUAGACCAUAAACAGACCAGUCACAGGGGGUCCUUCAAAGCCAAGCAAAAGGAGCAGGAAGAGCAGAGUGAGCUAAGAGCACGAGGUAAGUUUAUACAUGAAACAAGUGCCUGACGAGAAGACGGCCAUUUGUACAACAAGAGAAAACCCCUCAUAGAUGACGAGGCUCUAUGCACUGUGCGUGUAGUGGCGCGUAUAGUGUGAGGCUGCACUGGUAUGGUGAAUAAUUCAUUUUGAUUGCAAUUAACACUAUCACAGUGGUAGCAGAGAGAGUAAUGUUCUUCAAAGCUGUAAAAAUGUCUGCCAUCUGUAUUUUUUCACUGCUAGUAAGGUUAUAUGUAUAUCUAUUGCACUGGUAUGGAGAGACUAAAUCUGAAAGCAGGCAACUGGUGUCAACAUUUCUUUGUGUGAUGCAGCUAAAAGCAGAUUAUUCAUCUUCUGUUAUGGAGUUAUUUUGCUGUUUAAGUUUGAGCAUGCUUCAAAAUGACUUGUUUUUUAAUCAUUUUAGUAAUCCAAACUAAAAAGUAAAUUCAGCAUGUACUGGUAAGACACUGUGAUAUCCAAAUAACAUGUACAACCUGAACAAAUAGACACUGCAGCAUUGUCCCCAUGCUCUUUGAAAUCUCUGCUGACAGAGUUCUGUCAAACAGGCUUCUCGAGCACAGAUUCUAGACAAAGCCACCGAGUACAUCCAGUACAUGAGGCGAAAAAACCACACCCACCAGCAAGACAUUGAUGACCUAAAGAAGCAGAAUGCACUGUUGGAGCAGCAGGGUAAGUAGAGGAGUUGUUUUCUAACAGGAUUAUGGAGAUUUUCAGUUCAGAUAUCUGGCAAAAGUGGUGUUUGCUGCUGUAUUUAAUGGCUCCUUGUGUCUGUGUACUGUAUGUAGUUCGGGCUCUUGAGAAGGCCAAGGGGAACACUCAGCUCCAGACAAACUACUCUUCUGACAGCAGCUUGUACACAAACCGCAAAGGGAGUGCGGUGUCCGCAUUUGACGGCGGCUCCGACUCCAGCUCAGAAUCAGAGCCGGACGAGCCGCCCACCAGGAAGAAGCUGCGCGUGGAUGCCAGCUAAACUCGGAUCAGGCCGGGUUCACCAUACAGACUCUCUUUGGCCCCACCAGCCACCUUGACUCCUCCUACCUGUCCUGUCCCCACUCAGUCCUGUCUUUGUACACCAGUCCAGGUGACAAAGUUGAGACUGUGUGAGAGAGGUGCUCUUAUGUAUAAAAUGCUUUUACCUUCCUUUUUCCUCCCGGCAAGCAUCCCGUCACUCCUUUUUGUGGCCCAGCGACAACUUUUCAGACCCACACAGUGAGGCAGCUCUGCAGUUUUGAAAGACUUUAAGCUUUUCAAACCUCAUAUAACCUUUCGUAAUCAAAUGAGGAGAUGACAUGUUCUGAGGCUUAUGUGAAGCUACAUAAAUAAAAAGAUUUUUUUUCCUUCGUUGGACUUGUGACGCUUUACCACCUUUGACAAAAAGUGUAAUUAGGAAUAGUUUACCUUUGUGAUAUUGAUACUUUUCCACAAAAGAAUGUGAAGUUGCUUUUGAGAAAAAAAAAAGUGUAAUGAAAAAUGCAACCCUCCUUAUUAAGUGUAGGUGGCUCAAGUUUUUGUCCUUGAAAAUGUUUGUGAAAUGAAAUGAACCCUUCUAUUUAUAGUAAUGCACCGAAAUUGGUUUUGGAAACCCUGCUGUCUGAUCUCUGUUCUUCUUGGCCUGGAUUAUUCCAGAGAACACACAAGGAAGAAGAGGCUGACCCUCUGGACUCAGCUGAUUACUUUCCCUCAAUUUUUAUUAUUACCAGAUAAAAUGUGGGUGUAAUAAAAGUCCCCCAAUGGAUGCUGAAUGUUACGCAAUGCAGUUAAGGGCAGUGACCUUUUAUUUUUGUUGAUGAAAGUCCUUUCAGUGUGUAGUAUAUAACACUGUAUACUCUUUAAUGGUGUCAGCUCUGCAAAGAAAAGCCUUCCCUUGAAAUAUUUGCCUGUGCUGGGAAUGUUUAUCUUUCUUUUUUUCUCUCCCCUUUUUGCAGAGGUGAAGUUAGUGUGUACGUAAUCAAUAUUUGUUUGUUCCAUUCCGUGGAAAUUACAGGUAUGUUGUACAUACUGCCAACGGUUGUCUUGCAAGUUGAGGCAUACCUUUGUUAUGAAACUAUAAAUAAAACUAUUUUAUCCUUUUGGGAUGUACUUGUG
Molecule: messenger RNA, 5638 nt
Organism: Xyrichtys novacula (pearly razorfish)
Lineage: Eukaryota; Metazoa; Chordata; Actinopteri; Labriformes; Labridae
Source: the annotation of a GenBank genome assembly